This is a messenger RNA of Megalops cyprinoides (Indo-Pacific tarpon), 2076 nucleotides long. RefSeq names its product zinc finger protein 878-like. The transcript is spliced from 4 exons. Gene Ontology annotation, biological process: regulation of transcription by RNA polymerase II. The record is from RefSeq and is a predicted model, not a curated record. Lineage: Eukaryota; Metazoa; Chordata; Actinopteri; Elopiformes; Megalopidae. Gene Ontology annotation, molecular function: RNA polymerase II cis-regulatory region sequence-specific DNA binding; DNA-binding transcription factor activity. Bases 14 to 1123 code for a protein of 369 amino acids.
GUCGACUUCUCCCAUGGAACGAACGGCAGAUUAUAAACUCAAAAAAGAGAUGCUUCUGUCAGGCCCAAAAAUGGGCACUGCAUCAGAACAGAAUGAAGAAAAGGGGUUCAUUCUUGGUUGGAGUAUAGUUAUUCCAGUCAAUAUUAUACUGAAUAGUGGUAAUGAAGAAGAGGAGCAUCAUGCUAUCGACCAUGGAGCAGAGGGCAUAAAAACAGAGAAACAUGAGGGGUGGCAGCAUGAAUGGGACAGCACAGAAGCAGAGAGAAAGCCAUGCAUAGACAGGGAGGAAUCCAAAGAGGUCAGCCACUGUGUUUCUGGAGCAGUGGUGGAAGAUGGCGACGGCUGUCCGUUCAGUGCUGCGGAGGACGUGAAGCCGCUGGCUCUGUGUGUGUGUCAGGUGACGGGGGAUGAGUGGAAGCUUCUGCAGCAGCACAGGCAGGUUCACUCGAAGCCCCCGCUGAGGUGUGGUCUGUGCCCGUGUCCCGGGGGUGGGUCGCAGGCUCUGAAAUGCCACGCAGCGACACAUGUAGAGAAGGAGGCUCUCAGGUGUGAGCUCUGUGGCUCCUCCCUCUUCGCCACCGACCCGGCGGAAUUCGUGCCCGUGAAACCCGAAGACCCUGUUGUGAAGUCCAAAGCGUGUGAGACCCCUCUGUGCGUCCCCGCUAAGAGCCCCCACCACAAGAGCGGCACAGGCCGCGGGGGGGCCGAGUACACCUGCAAGGAGUGCCCAUACACCACCAACAGCUCGUACAACCUAAGCUGCCACGCCAGGACUCACAGCGGGGAGAGGCCCUUCCAGUGCCCCAGGUGCGCACGCUGCUUUCGAACCCGCAGCACCCUCAACCGGCACAGGAGGUCACGGCGUUGCCGGGACAGGGGCAAGCCCUCCCUUAUGCCCGCCCGCCUGGCACAGAGGGAGAAGCUGACCCUGUGGGAGUGCGGGGACUGCGAAUACUCCACCGUUAAUGGCUACAACUUCAAGGUGCACCAGCGGAUCCACUCCGACGAGAGGCCGUACAGGUGCAAUAGGUGCGAGAGCGCGUUCCGAACGCAGAGCCAUCUGUACCGUCACGAGAGGUGUCACCAGAGGCCCGCCAGCGCGCCAGGUUUUCUUGGCCAUUGAAACCUACAGUUUUCGGAUCUUUGUAUUUGAGCCGUGUGCUCAGAUGUUGUUUUAAGUCAAGUUCUCGACUUCUCCUGUUGUGAUGCGUUCUUUCUGGACACACAAUAAAGGCUCUUUUGUGUGGCAGAUAAGUCUCGAACCUCAUUCCCUUCUUCAUCGUUCUGUGUAUCACAGGCCAGCUUUGCCUUCCACCAGCAAGGGCAUGUGCCAUUUAUCAAUUAAUUAUUUGUGGAUGAAAAUAUAUAUGGCAAGCAUAAGCAAAGUCUGCCGUCACAGUGACACUGAUGUCAGCAGUUUGCCCCUGGAAGAUACAGUUUGCAACCUGUUUGUUUAUUUGUUUACUCCUAGAUGAAAUAAUAUGGCCAUAAAUCAUGUUGCUUCAGCUGUCGUCCGACAUAUGAUUUCAUUUGGGGCUGCACUGAGAAUUUCCAUCAUACAAUUUCUUUUCUUAUCUCAAGCAGUUACAAUAUCCUUACUUUCACACAUACAAAGCAUGCAGUUGACGCAUGCUGUAAAGAACAUAUUGUAAGUCAAAACCAAGUAAGUCCAUAGAGCACCUCCUCUUAGGUCCUUGCAGUGUCAUUUGCGGCUUGUCUAUAGCAACCAUUUUAUCUCAGCAUUUUUAGCUGCAAAAAAAAGAUAGCGUUUUCUUUUCACAUGUUGACACGGACAAUGCUUAAAAAGCUGAAGAAUUGAUCUAUGUGAGGACAGAGUGAAGGGCCAGUGGUUUGAUCAAUGCUGUCUGAUAACCUGGGAGUGCAGGUAAUUGGUUAUUUUUCUGUUUAACAUUUAAGUAAUGUGUUAUCUUUGCUGUAGUUCUUUGUGACUGUCAAACAUCACAGUGUUGUCUUUUUAAGAUGUAGCCGUCUCACAAAUUGAAUUGUUUGCCACUGACUGCCUGAAAAGGGAUGCUUUCUAUUUAAUGAUAGAUGAUUGGGUUACUCUCUCUUGAG